Messenger RNA from Cololabis saira (Pacific saury), 4414 nucleotides. RefSeq names its product aldehyde oxidase 6 (gene aox6). The coding region runs from base 53 to 4066 and encodes 1337 amino acids. The record is from RefSeq and is a predicted model, not a curated record. Gene Ontology annotation, molecular function: FAD binding; oxidoreductase activity; molybdopterin cofactor binding. The transcript is spliced from 35 exons. Lineage: Eukaryota; Metazoa; Chordata; Actinopteri; Beloniformes; Belonidae.
GGCUUCAUUGCUGCGUCUUGACUGUUCUGCUGUUGCUCUAGUGCGCAAAACAAUGAUGUCUGCAAACACUCAAGGAGACACUUUAUGCUUCUUUAUCAAUGGAAAAAAGGUGACGGAGGGCCAUGCCGACCCUGAAACGAUGCUCUUGUCCUUCCUGAGAGAGAAGCUGAGGUUAACAGGAACCAAGUCUGGAUGCGGCGGCGGAGGCUGCGGGGCGUGUACAGUGAUGGUGUCACGCUACCAGCCGGCUACCAAAACCAUCAUCCACUAUUCGGCCAACGCGUGCCUCCUGCCGCUCUGCCAGCUGCACGGCGCCGCCGUCACCACGGUGGAGGGCAUCGGCAGCUCCAAGACCAGGAUCCACCCGGUGCAGGAGCGAAUAGCGAAGGCUCACGGUUCCCAGUGUGGCUUCUGCACCCCGGGGAUGGUCAUGUCCACCUACGCCCUGCUGAGGAACAAACCCCAGCCCAGCCUGGACGACCUCACCGAGGCGCUGGCCGGGAACCUGUGUCGUUGCACUGGUUAUCGGCCCAUCGUGGACGGCUGCAGGACCUUCUGUCAGGAAACCAACUGCUGCAAAGCCAACGAUGGAGCAAAGUGUUGCCUAAAUGGAGAAGAAACUGCAGACGCACCCGGGGACGAGGAGGCAGGGAAAACCCCGGAGCUGUUUAACAAAGACGAGUUUCUUCCAAUGGAUCCAACGCAGGAGCUGAUCUUUCCUCCAGAGCUGAUCCUGAUGGCGGAGACGCCCAACCCUCAGACGCUCUCCUUCCACGGGGAGAGGAUGAGCUGGGUGUCCCCCGCCACCCUGGAGGAGCUGGUCCAGCUGAAGACCAGGCACCCCGGCACGCCGCUGCUCAUGGGCAACACCAACAUAGGCCCGGAGAUAAAGUUCCGAGGAGUGGUGCACCCGCUGGUGAUCUCCCCCGGCAGAGUCCCGGAGCUGUUCCAGGUCUCUCAGACCACACAAGGGGUUUGGGUCGGCGCCGGCUCCACCCUGUCCGAGCUGCGCUCCCUGCUGGAGCAGCUGCUGGCUCGGCUGCCGGAGGAGAAGACGGAGCUGAUCGGAGCGUUGGUCCAGCAGCUGGGGAACCUGGGGAGCCAGCAGAUCCGCAACGUCGCUACUCUUGGAGGCAGCAUUGCGAGUGCACUCCCCAACUCCGACCUGAACCCCGUGUUGGCUGCUGGGAGCUGCAAACUCAGCGUGACCUCCAGCGGAGGACGACGGGAAGUCCCGCUCAACCAGGACUUCUUCGUGGGUUUUGGGAAAACCGCCCUGAAACCGGAGGAAAUCGUCGUCUCAGUCUUCGUCCCGUUUUCCAGAAAGGGGGAGUUUGUGGGAGCCCUCCGUCAGGCUCCGAGGAAGGAGGCGUCGUUCGCCACCGUCACCACCGGGAUGAGGGUGCUCUUCUCCCCGGGGUCCCGGGUGGUCCAGGACGUCAGCAUCUACUACGGAGGGAUGGGUCCCACCACCGUCUGUGCUCACAAAACCUGUGACGCCAUCGUGGGAAGAACCUGGGACGACGAGACCCUGGGCCGGGCCUACGACGUGCUCCUGGAGGAGCUGGUCCUCCCUCCGUCGGCCCCCGGAGGGAAGGUGGAGUUCCGGCGGGCGCUGACUCUCAGCCUCCUCUUCAAGUUCCACCUGGCGGUGCUGCACAAGCUCAGCGCGGCGAAGCUGGUCGGGGACGAGCCUCCGGAGAAGUUGCUGCCGUUACCCAGAGACAUCCGACGCAGCCGGCAGGAGUUCCAGCCCGUGUCAGAGAGCCAGAGUGAGCAGGACCCGGUGGGGCGUCCCAUGAUGCACCGCUCUGCCAUCGUCCAGGCCACCGGCGAGGCCGUGUACUGCGACGACAUCCCCCGAACAGACGGGGAGCUCUUCCUGGCGCUGGUCACCAGCUCCCGAGCACACGCCAAGAUCAUAAGCCUGGAUGCGAGUGAAGCCCUGAAGCUUCCUGGUGUUGUCGAUGUCAUCACAACCAAAGAUAUUCCUGGGAAGAAAGUCCGCCAGAUGUUUGGUUACGAGGAGGAGCUGCUGGCUGAGAAUGAGGUGUCGUGCAUUGGGCAGAUUGUGUGCGGCGUGGUCGCUGAUACGAAGGCGCAUGCCCAGCGAGGAGCAGCCGUCGUGAGGAUCAGCUACCAAGACCUGCCAGACCCCGUCUUCACCAUCCAGGAGGCCGUCCAGAAGUCGUCCUUCUUUGAGCCUCGAAGAGCGAUCGAGAGAGGAAAUGUGACGGACGCCUUCAGCAGUGUUGAUCAGAUCCAUGAAGGAGAGAUUGGGAUGGGAGGCCAGGAGCAUUUCUACAUGGAGACGCAGAGCAUGCUGGUUGUUCCCGUUGGGGAGGAGGCGGAGCUUAACGUCUACGUAUCCACCCAGUGGCCGGCCUUGAUGCAGGACGCCGUUGCAGAGACUUUGGACAUCCCGUCCAACAGGGUCAACUGUCAUGUCAAAAGGCUGGGCGGCGCUUUUGGAGGGAAGGUCACGAAGACGGCCAACCUGGCCUCCAUCACCUCCGUGGCUGCGUGGAAGACGGGCCGCGCUGUGCGCUGCGUCCUGGAGAGAGGCGAGGACAUGCUGAUCACUGGAGGACGCCAUCCUGUCCUGGGGACAUACAAGGUGGGGUUCAUGAGCGAUGGGAGGAUCGUGGCGGCAGAUAUUCAGUACUACACCAACGCCGGCUGCUGUGUGGAUGAAUCUGUGUUGGUCAUUGAGAAGAUCCUGCUCCACAUGGACAACUGCUACAACAUCCCCAACCUGCGCGGCCGCAGCGCCGCCUGCAGGACCAACCUGCCCUCCAACACGGCCUUCAGGGGCUUCGGCGUGCCCCAGACUCUGCUGGUGGUGGAGAACAUGAUGAACGACGUGGCCCUGGUGCUGGGACGCCCCGCCGACCAGAUCCGGGAGAUCAACAUGUACCGGGGUCCGUCAACCACCCACUACAAGUUAGAGUUCAGCCCGGAGAACCUGCUGCGCUGCUGGGACCAGUGCAAGCUCAAGUGCGACUACAGCGCCCGCCGCACAGCCGUUGACCAGUUCAACCAGCAGAACCGCUGGAAGAAGAGGGGCAUGGCCAUCAUUCCCAUCAAAUAUGGCAUUGCCUUUGCAGAGAGCUUCUUAAACCAGGCUGCAGCGCUGGUCCACAUCUAUAAGGACGGAUCUGUUCUGGUCACCCACGGCGGGACGGAGAUGGGUCAGGGAAUCCACACCAAAAUGCAGCAGGUUGCGAGCCGGGAGCUUCACAUCCCGGCCACAAAGAUCUACAUCAGCGAGACCAGCACCAGCACCGUCCCCAACUCCUGCCCGUCUGCUGCUUCGUUUGGCACCGACGCCAACGGCAUGGCCGUCAAGAAUGCUUGUGAGAUUCUGUACCAGAGACUGGAGCCAAUCAGGCAGCAGAACCCCAAAGGCUCAUGGGAGAGUUGGGUCACAGCCGCAUUUUUCCAGAAGAUCAGUCUGUCAGCCACCGGAUUCUUCAGAGGCCCAGACCUCUACAUGGACUGGGACAAGAUGGAGGGCCGUCCGUACGCCUACUUCACGUUCGGAUGCUGCGUCUGUGAGGUGGAGCUGGACUGCCUGACCGGAGACUCCCGGACGGUGAGGACGGACAUCGUGGUCGACAUCGGCAGAAGCGUGAACCCGUCCGUGGACAUCGGCCAGAUUGAAGGAGCGUUCACUCAGGGUUUGGGUCUCUACACUCUGGAGGAGCUGAACUUUUCCCCGUCCGGGCUCCUGUACACUCGAGGUCCGUCUCAGUACAAGAUCCCGGCGGUGUGCGACAUGCCGCUCCAGUUCAACGUGUACCUGCUGCCGGACAGCCACAACCCCCACGCCAUCUACUCCUCCAAGGGUAUUGGAGAACCCGUCCUCUUCCUGGGCAGCUCCGUGUUCUUCGCCAUCAAAGACGCCGUGGCGGCGUCGCGCUCCGAGUCCGGCCUCGUCGGCCCGUUUCCUCUCGACAGUCCUGCGACUCCGGAGAGAAUCUGUCUGGCCUGCGCGUCCAGCUUCACUCAGAAGAUUCCAGCCAGCGAGCCGGGAUCAUUCACACCGUGGAGUUUAAACAUCUGAGCUCAGACUGAACCACAAGCACUCAAUCAGUUUUAAUCUGUGAAUCCGAAUGUUCAACCACUAACUAAAGUUAACCAUGACACAGACUCAUUUCAUUUCAUGUCUUACAGUAUUAAUGAAAUAAGCACAAUAAAAACUAUGUUUCAUCAGUUUUCAUUCAGCUGCUGGAACUAAAACUCGUUUUACUAAAUGGUACAAUUAACAGAUUUUCACAGAUAAUCAGUUUCCUCCAUUUGAUCAGUCUGUGCUGUAUUUCACAUUUAAGUACAACUGUAUAAAUCUGAAAAUGGAUGCACUUUAUUUGAUCAUUUCUACUUAUCAGACAAUAAUAAAGAACUAUAAAACAUG